AUGGUCAUCAAAUCGCGCUGGACGGCUCCCAUACCGCGCUGUUCUCUUCAGCAAUGGAUCUUCGAGUCCUCCAGAAGUCCGCUUCCGGACAAGAAGCAAUUCCUCGACGCCGAUGACCCCGAGAAUAACUACAUCACUCUCUCCGAGUAUCGGCUGUUGUCGAAGCGUGUUGCACUGGGCCUCAUAGAAGCAGGUCUGAAGCCUGGUGACCGCGUGCUCGUCUUCUCCGGCAACAACAUCUACUUCCCGUCGGUCUUUCUCGGCAUCUUGAUGGCCGGGGGCAUCUUCACGGGUGCCAACCCCACAUUCGUGCCCCGGGAGCUGGCGUACCAGCUCGACAAUUCGCAGGCUACCUUCAUGAUUACGGCUGCUGCUGCUCUGGACACGGCCCUCGAGGCCGCUCAGCAGGUGGGCUUGCCACGGUCCAGCGUCUUCAUCUUUGACAAGCCUUCCGAGGUGCGCUCCGCCAAGCCCGGCCCAGGUGUGAACGGCAGGAAGAACGGCGCGAGGCACUGGACCGAGCUCUUGGCCGGCGACCCCGGCCGGGCCGAGUCCUGGGACUGGGUCGAGCCCGCCGACCCGGCCAACACGACGUGCUGCCUCAACUACAGCAGCGGCACCACGGGCGUGCCCAAGGGCGUCGAGGUCAGCCACUACUCGUACGUCGCCAACGGCGCGCAGGUGGUCGCGCUGCGCAACCUGGACCCGCAGGGGCGCGGCGUGCACGAAGGGUCCCGCCUCCUCUGCUUCCUGCCCCUCUACCACGCCUACGGGCAGACCUACUUCAUCGCCAACUUUGCGCGCAUGCAGCUGCCCGUCUACGUCAUGCCCUCGUUCGACUUUGAGAGGAUGCUGCGCCACGUGCAGACGUACCGCAUCACGUCGCUGGCCGCGGUGCCGCCCAUCGUCGUGGCGCUGGCCAAGCACCCGCUCGCGCGCAAGUACGACCUCAGCAGCCUCGAGGCCAUCGGGUCCGGCGCCGCGCCGCUCAUGCGCGAGGUCGCGCAGGAGGUCGAGAAGAUGCUCUGGCCCGCCGGGGAGACGGUCAUCCACCAGGGCUGGGGCAUGACCGAGGUGACGUGCACGUGCAUGGCGUGGGACCCGACGCAGCCGGCGGCCAAGACGGGCAGCUCGGCGGUCGGGGAGCUGCUGCCCAACUGCGCGGCGCGCAUCGUCGAGGUCGGCACGGGCACCGAUCCCGAGACGAACCCGGCCGUCGAGAUCCGCGAGCCGCGCCGUCCCGGCGAGCUGUGGGUCACGGGCCCGACGCUGAUGCGCGGGUACUGGCGCAACCCCAAGGCGACGGCCGAGACGGUCGUCGUCGACGCCGCCGACGGCACGCGGUGGCUGCGCACGGGCGACGUCGCGUUCGUGGAGCAGUACCGGCCCGGCACGCUGUUCCACAUCGUCGACCGGCUCAAGGAGCUGAUCAAGGUCAAGGGCAACCAGGUGGCGCCCGCCGAGCUCGAGGGCGUGCUGCUGGACCGGCGCGACGUGGCCGACGCGGCCGUCGUCGGCGUCACGAUCAAGGGCGAGGAGGUGCCCCGGGCGUACGUCGUGCGGGCGGCCGGGUCGCGGGUGUCGGAGCAGGAGAUCGCGCAGUGGUUUGCGGGACGGGUGGCGCGGUACAAGCAGCUCCGGGGCGGGGUCAAGUUCGUCGAGGCGAUUCCCAAGAACCCGUCCGGUAAGAUACUUCGCAAGAUCCUACGGGACCAGGCGCAGAAGGAGGUCGGGGACAGGCCUCCGCAGGCGUCGAGGCUCUCUUGA
Thyridium curvatum is the source of this 1767-nucleotide messenger RNA. RefSeq lists its product as uncharacterized. The transcript has 2 exons. Lineage: Eukaryota; Fungi; Ascomycota; Sordariomycetes; Thyridiales; Thyridiaceae. Gene Ontology annotation, biological process: secondary metabolic process. The record is from RefSeq and is a predicted model, not a curated record. The coding region runs from base 1 to 1767 and encodes 588 amino acids. Gene Ontology annotation, molecular function: CoA-ligase activity.